This is a messenger RNA of Penicillium oxalicum, 234 nucleotides long. RefSeq lists its product as uncharacterized. Bases 1 to 234 code for a protein of 77 amino acids. The record is from RefSeq and is a predicted model, not a curated record. The transcript has a single exon. NCBI's taxonomy places the organism in Eukaryota, Fungi, Ascomycota, Eurotiomycetes, Eurotiales, Aspergillaceae.
AUGUUGACCAAAUCAUGGCAAUCUCCAGCAAUUGGAAAACUUCCCAGUCUUCAAGAUAGAUCUGAUCCUUGCCUCCCUUGCCUUGCCAUGACUCGCGAGCAAAACCAGAACCAGAAGCACAGUCUUUUAAGUCUUUCCAAUCCUUCCUGUAGAGAUAACAGUGCCUCGGGAGUCCAUCGUGCUAUCGCAACUUUUAUCUCGGCUGCGCCCAAUGUCGCCGCCGAGACUGCUUGA